AUGGCCCCUGAGUUACUCUCCCUCGCGGCCGCCGCGGCCGCGGCGCCGGCGCGGCGGCGGCAGCGCGAGCAGGAGCAGCAACAGCAGCAGCAGCUCGAGCGCGAGCGCCGGCGGCAGGCGUCGCCGCUGCCGCCGCUCCCGCCGCAGCAGCAGCAGCCGCGGCGGCCCGCGGCGGCGGCGCCGGAGCUGGAGCUGAUGCAGCCGCUGCCGCCGCCGGACCAUCCGGUGCUCGAGCUGCUGCGGCGGCGGCUCGCGGAGGGCAGCGUCCCUGGGCGGCGGCGGGACGGGUUCAAGCUGGGGCUGGCUGUGGAGGGCGGCGGCAUGCGCGGCAUUGUCACGGGCGCCAUGCUCAUCGGCCUGCUGGGCUUUGACGCGCGCGGCGCGUUCGACGCCGUGUACGGCGCGUCCGCCGGCGCCAUGAACGCGAGCUACUUCCUCACGGGCCAGAAGGAGGGUCUUGACAUUUACACGGACCACCUGGCCACCAGCGACAGCUUUCUCUCGCUGCAGCGCUACUGGAUGGGCGGGGACGCGCCCGCGAUGGACCUGGAGUUUUUGCUUGGGGAGGUCAUGGGCAGCAGGACGCCCCUGGACUGGCAGGCCGUCAUCGACAGGCGCGCGCGCGCCCGCGCCGCGGCGUGCGCCGUGCGGCGGGCGUGGCCCCGCGCCGCGUCGGGGGCAGGACCGCCCCCGGCUCAGCGAGGAUGGGGCCUUUGA
Messenger RNA from Monoraphidium neglectum, 717 nucleotides. RefSeq lists its product as hypothetical. The transcript has 3 exons. NCBI's taxonomy places the organism in Eukaryota, Viridiplantae, Chlorophyta, Chlorophyceae, Sphaeropleales, Selenastraceae. The coding region runs from base 1 to 717 and encodes 238 amino acids. The record is from RefSeq and is a predicted model, not a curated record. Gene Ontology annotation, biological process: lipid metabolic process.